Molecule: messenger RNA, 9661 nt
Organism: Mercenaria mercenaria
Lineage: Eukaryota; Metazoa; Mollusca; Bivalvia; Venerida; Veneridae
Product: glycerophosphodiester phosphodiesterase domain-containing protein 5-like
Exons: 14
Coding region: 175-2292 (705 amino acids)
Biological process (GO): lipid metabolic process
Cellular component (GO): membrane
Molecular function (GO): glycerophosphodiester phosphodiesterase activity
Source: RefSeq, a predicted model, not a curated record
GUAUUUGUGGUGCGAAGUAGACAUGACAAAUUUAGGGUUGUUGACAAGUGGAAAUUUGACAGAAAAAGGUAUUUUUGUAUUCCAUGAGAAGCAUCAUUUACAAAUACCAUCUGUGUGCUGACUUAUUACACAAAAAGGGGUUUUGGUUCCAGUCAACAAACAUUGUGCUUACAAAUGGCACAAACGGGUAGCACACAACUUCAGUACUACAGGCAUGAUUAUGCUAAAGUGUGCAUGACAGGACUUCUUGGUUGCCGAUGGCACAGAUACAAACAAUCCACAAAGGGAUCUAGGAAGAGAGAUGUUGCCUACUUUGUGUUUUGUUUGCUUGUGUCCCUGUAUGUGAUAUUCUGGUUCUAUUACUGGCUGAUAGCUGCCAAUGACAAACUAAUCAUCAACGAGAAUAUGUAUGCUAAGACACAAAGUAGAUUCAACUGGUUUCUGCUAGCACUUGUGAUAUUUACUGUUUUGUUUUCCUAUGUUGUUUUACUGUUGUUGCUCAGCCUGUGCCAUAUUAUACAAGGUCAUCAACUUUACACACACCCUGUACACCUUAUUGUAAUGCUGAUUAUAUUAUUGGCAUGUAUAGCAGCAACUAUUGCCCUGCAGGAAUUAUGGGAGGAGGAAUGGUCUGUGAUAGCUCUAUCUCUCCAGGUGUUUGGUCCAUUUUUACAACUUGGUGCUGUUGGUUUUAUGACACUACUGUCAUGGGUGAUUGCAAGUAAAUGGUUUAAACUUAUAAAAUUAGAAUUGAAAUUAGGAACUAUGGUUGGAUACUGUGUAUUCAUGCUGGCCCUGUAUAUAUCUCCUUUAUUUAUAAACUCCCCUUGUGUGAUACUCGAAGAGAAUCUUCCUCAUAAACCAAAAAUGUUUGCACAUAGAGGUGCACAAUCGUUGGCUCCAGAAAAUACUGUGAUAGCGUUUGAUCUUGCGGCUCAAUAUGGGGCAUAUGGUAUUGAAACUGAUGUACAAAUUAGUUUGGAUGGAAUGUUGUUUAUUAUGCAUGACAGUACAUUACAUCGAACCACUAAUGUGGAGGAGGUAUAUCCAGAUCUUGUUUAUCAACAUUCCCCAAACUUCAAUAUGUCACAACUAGAGGAACUUAAUGCUGGCGACUGGUUUCUUAAGGCUGACCAAACUGGCAAUGUUAAAAGUCUUUCAGAUGAACAGAAAUCUGUUUACAGAAAUCAAAAAAUUCCAACAUUCCUGAAGAUAUUAGAGUUGUGUAUAAAACAUAAUUUGGCUAUGAUGUUUGAUAUAUAUAUGCCACCAAGUUCACACCCAUAUUACAAUGAUACUUACCCUACUGUAACAGAUAUUGUUAGUAUGUCAGGGAUUAAUAAAUCAACGGUAUUUUUUCCUACAUCGAGUUUUGAAGACUUCAAACCACCUGAUGGUUGGAGGAGACUUUAUGCCAGAAGAGGUGCUAGUGUAGAUUACCUACAGCAAAACAACUAUUCAGGGGUACAUGUGGAACACAUGAAUGUAGAUGCUGAGGCUUGGAGGUUGUACAGGAAGAAUAACUUGACAACGUCAGUGUACCAGGUGAACAAAGCAUGGCUAUACUCUUUCUACUGGUGCAUUGGGACAGGAUUCAUAACAACAAAUUAUUGUGAUGUCAUUUCAAAAGUAGACAAACCAAUAUGGCACAUGUCACCACGAAGUUACCUGGUGUUGUGGGUAGUGGCAGACUGUACAUCAGUCAUACUUAUAAUCAUCAUAUUCUCUGUGCAAAGGUAUAGACUUUACAGCCAUAGAUACCAUCCAGAACAGAUGUCACUCAAUUCUCAUUCCAGUGGUAGUAGUACUUGGGGACCAAAGAGGACUCGACGAUCCAUGAAGGAAAAACUUCUGAUGCGAGAUGUACAAGCAGACACUUACGAUUUUGAGCCAGACGAUGACCUUGGCAUUGAUAGCAAUGGGUACAAUGCCACAGUGACUGAAAAUGAAGGUCGUGAACUCUCACAAGCAUUCCAUAGGAGCAGUUACCAUAGCAACACAGCAAAAGACAAUGCUGAAUAUGAAACGGCGCAUGCAUACGAUAGUAACAGAGCUAGUUACUUUAGCAACAGUAAUGGUUUCCCAGGAAAUGGAAGCGAAGUUAAUAGAACUAGUUUUAUAAGUAGUGUAGAGAAUGGAGAGUUGUUUGGAGAUACCAACAAAAGAAAUAGUUAUCAGGCAACUGAUACUUUAAAUGGAGUAGAGCAUACAGAUAUUUUUCCAAAUGGAACUGCAGACCUAAAUCUUAAUAGCAGCACAAACACAUAUCAAAGUGAAACAGCGUUUACAUGAUGUUUGCAUUUUUCUUUUUUAUGUUGUUAAAGCAAUAUAUUUUGUAAGGCUUUUUUGUCCAUGUCUUUCUAUGUGUUACUGAUAUUUUGUUGUAAAAUGCAUGUUGAGUGCUAUAUAUGUAAGAAGUGUUGAAGAUAUAUACAUGUAUUUCAUUUCCAUAAUCAAGUUAGAGAUAUAAAUGUGUUCAAAAGCAGAAAUAUUUUUUUCUAAGUUUCAGAACAUAAGUUUUGAAGGAAAUUUUGAAUGGCCAACACUCUUUUUUGUAAGUUUGUAUAGAAGUAGAUCUAUAGGGAAAUUGUCUUUUUUAAUGUUGGGUAUACUAAUAUCUCUAAUCACAUUCAUCGGUUUAUAUUACACAGUCUUCUAAAUGACAGUUAUUAAUUACUUUCUAUCUCCAACACAAAAGCUAAACUUUAUAUAUUACCAGCUGCCUCUGUGGCUUAAUGGUUAAGAUCCCUGACUUUGAAUCCCUAACCUUUCACAGUUACUGGUUUGAAACCAUAUUUAGGGUACAGAAUGCUUUCAUAUAAAGAAGCUAUCCAGCUGAGUUAUGGAAGGUCAGUGGUGGUACCUACCCAUACCUGAAACGAUGCACAGAGACACAACUGGAGUGGAAUCUUCAUCCACCAUUAAAAGCUGGAAAGUUGCUUUAUGGUCUUGUCUUGUGUUAGUGUUUCAUUAAAACCCAAGAAAACAAAGUAAAUAACAUUUCCUUUAGUGCCAUUUUUCUGAUUUUUGAACUCUUUUAUAACUAAGAUAACCAAGAUUACUCACUGAUGAUGUAGCUUUAAUUCACCAUGUCAUUGAGUUCAAUAUAUUUUUGCCCAUAACCACCAUUUAUUAUGUCUCCCCAUGUGCGAGGAGAUGUAUUGAUUUUGAGCUGUCAGUCAGAGAAAUUUGUACUACUUGAAGGAUUCAACCAAACUUUGUAAGAAAGUGUAGUACCAAAGCUAGUAGUUGCAAAUGUGAAAACUACAGCUAAUACUACUUAUUACUAGUAUAAGGGACACUGCACCACAACAUGGCUUGCAACAUAGCUGUCCAAGGUGGCCUCCAAGGCCGAGUGGUUACGGUUGCUUGCUUCGAAUUGGGUUUGAAACCUCACUUUGGGUGUGAUAAAGCCAUCCAGCUGGCUUCUUAAAGGCUGGCGGUUAUACCAGGUGCCCGUUUGAGAAGAAAUAUUGCCUUGAAGGUUACUUAGGGAUUUCCAUCACCAUCUAAUGUUUGGAAAGUUGCCAAAUGACAUAAAUUGUGUUAUUGUAACUCUAAACCCACCUAACUAGAGGCCUGUACUGCUUCUUCCCAGGAAAGACGGCUUCGCGUGUAUCGGUGCUAUACACCGGGCACGUUAAAGAACCAGACUGUCUAUUCGAAAAGAGCUAGGCUAAGUUAGCCGGACACGUCUGUAUCUGGAAAGUUCUCUCUGUCUGUUCUGGGGGCUUUAUCUCAGUCUGUCCCUCUGGUCAGAUCGCUCUGUGUCUGUACUAGUAGAGGAUGAUUAUGUGUUUAUCAUGAAAAGGGCACUAUAUAAAUCUGGUAUAAUAAUAAUAAAAACAUAGCUGUCUAAAGAAGCCUUUAAAGGCUCUUCAAGUGUUAAACUUAGAAUGACUGCCAGUUUUCUGUAGAAGACCCGAGUAUAUUGAUUUUGGGGUCAAAGGUCAUAGUGAUCCCAAGACUUAAAAUUGUUUUGUUUCAAAACUGAAUAGCCAAUUUGCCUACAGCUGUCAAAAUUUAUGAGAUGACUGCUUGGGUCAGUAAUUGACCUCUGUUGCUUUAAAUCAAAGGUCAAGAUCACAGUAAUCUUGAGAGGAUAUUUUUUAGAUUAAUUUUAUCACGGGCGGGCACCUGGGUAGAACUAACAACCUUCGGAAGCCAUCCAGCUGGCUUAUGGAAGAUCGGUGGUUCUACCUAGGUGCCUGCCCAUGAUGAAAUAAUGCUCAGAGGGGCACCUGGGGUCUUCCUCCACCAUCAAAGCUGGAUAGUCACCAUAUGAUCUAAAUUAUGUCUGUGUUAAAGCCCCACCACUCCUCCCCCAAAAAAAUUAAAUUAAAAAAAUGACUAAAGAACAUCAAAGCUACUGCCUUAAACUUACAGAAUUAUUGCAUGUCAUCAGUAAUGUCAGUAAUCAAUUGAUGAACGAUAUUGCUUUGGAGGUCAAAGGUCAAGGUUACAGUGGUCUAGAUGUUACAGAUUGUUUUUGCUCCAUAACUGAAUUACCAUUGGGACUACAGUUGUAAAUAUUUAUGGGAUGAUUUCUUGGGCCACUAUUUGACCCUUACUGACUUGAGAAUUCCUGGUCCUAAGGCUGCCAAACUUUAUUUGAUUGUUGUUUAUCAUUAGUAGAGAUUAAUAAUGGAAGGUCAAGUUCACAUUUUCUUUUUUUCUGAUCAAUGUCAAAUUGUUGAGGUGAUAUAUAAGGUAUAUAAAAAAAAUUCACAGUGACUUCGAGUCUGAAAAUUGUUUAAAUUCAAUAACUGGAAAUUCUGAGACCUACAACAUUUAAAUUUAACACGGUGAUUGCCUGUGGUCAAUAGAUAAUCUGUGUAGUUUUUGUGGCCAUUAGGUCAAGGUCAAGGUGACAGUAUAUGUAAAGGCACUGGCCUCCAGAUUGUACGACAACAAAAAAAAAAUAGAAUUUUUUUUAUGAAUGAGGAAGUUAUUGCUAUUUUUUCUAUGAAUCAGGAAGUUAUUGCUUUAUUUCUUAAGAAAGCUUUGAAACUUAAUUACUGACAGACUAUAUGUUAUGGAAGCACAUGAGAAUUUGUUUCUUUUACUAUUUUUUACCUUGAAAAUUGAAAAGUGUUCGUAACGCUUUACUCGAGGUAAACUGCCUUAAUUAUAAAUAUCUAUAUUCAACGAUCAAUAAAUACAUAUUCCUUCAUGGUGUAUUGGUAAAAACGGGGCAAGUUUUUAUUGCCAUGGCGGGCCAGGUUCGAUUCCCGACUCUGGCAUCUUUAUAGUUCUUGAUUUGGCAUUUUUUGGAUAGUUUAAAAACAAAAACUCAUUCUAAUGUUCAUAAUAUGACCAAACUUCAAUUUUAAAGAAAGGUCAUUAUCAGCCAAAGUCUGGAAGUCAGUGCUUUUACUGAAAAUUACAUUUCUAGUUUCUCCUGACAGGUCAUCAUACAUUCAGCUCUUAUACAGCUUUUCCUGAUUAGUUAUGCUUGCAUAUAAUUUCUUCGAUAUAAUUUUGGUCAUUUUCCUUUCUAUUGUGUAAUAAAUAAAUUUGAUCACAAACAUGGUAUUUGGUUUAUUUUUAGCUCACCAGAGCACAAAUUGCUCAAGGUGAGUUUUUGUGACUGGUGAUUGUCCGUCGUCUGUCAACAUUUGCCUUGUUAACACUCUAGAGGCCACAAUUGUGAGCCAAUCUUUAUGAAACUUGGUCAGAAUGUUUGUACAGAUGAUCUCUAGGUCAAUUUCGAAACUGGGUCAUGUAUGGUCAAAAACUAGGUCAGUAGGCCAGAUCAAAUGAAUAUCCCUUUUAACACUCUAUAGUCCACAGUUAAAGUUUGAAUAUUUGUCUUGAUAACCUCUAGGUCAAGUUUGAAUCUGGGUCAUGUGGGUGAAAAACUAGGUCACCCAGUCAAAUCAAAGGAAAAGCUUGUUAACACUUUAAAGUCAACAGUUGUGACCAAAUCUUUAUGAAACUUGGUCAGAAUGUUUGUAUAGAUGAUUUCUAGGUCAAUUUUGAAACUGGGUUAAGUGGGGUCAAAAACUAGGUCAGUAGGCUAGAUCAAAGGAAAAUCUUGUUAAAGUUAAAGUUUGAAACUCAUGAGAAUUGGUCAGAAUGUUUGUUUUGAUGACUUCUAGGUCAAGUUUAAAUCUGGGUCAUGUGGGGUCAAAACUAGGACAGAAAGCGAGAUCAAAGGAAAUCUUGUUAACACUUUAGACUAAAGUCCACAGUUUAAUUUUGAAACUCAUGAGAAUUGGUCAGAAUGUUUGUCUUGAUGACUUCUAGGUCAAGUUCGAAUCUGGGUCAUGUGGGGUCAAAAACUAGGUCACCCGGUCAAAUCAAAGAGAACACUUGUUAACACUCUAGAGGCCACAGUUGUGACCCAAUCUUUAUGAAACUUGGUCAGAAUGUUAGUCUUGAUGAUCUCUAGUUCAAAUUUGAAACUGGGUCAUGUUGGGUUAAAAACUAGCUCAGUAGGCCAGCUCAACUCUAGUGAGUGAUAUAGGGCCAUCAUGGCCCUCUUGUUUCUUUUCAUCUGUCUCCAAACAUUAUGUAUUUUUGACAUAGCUAGAUAUUGCAUAUCAAUUCACGUUUUCAUUUGAAUGAAGCAGUAUGGGGGGAGAUAUUUGUUUUCUCUAAAAGCAAUUUCUAGUUUUCGUUACCAAAGAGUCUUCUGUAUAGGAAUAGUAUCUUUGUUGAUAGUCGUUGAUGUAAUUAUGGUUCUUUUAUAUAUUGCUUGUUAUAUUUAAGAAAAGUCUAAAAGCAAAGGCUGAGGUAAUGCUUGUAAUGUUGUUUUGUCCAGGAGCAUCGGAAUCCUUACAUUAUCCUAAACAUAUUGCAAUUCUGUAUACAGUCCAUUCAUCAUCUGUUAGCCAGUGAUUUGUUUUUAAUUUGUGUUUGGCUUGUUGCAGAAGUAUUUUAAAUUUGAGUAAACGUCAAACAAAUUAUAUUCAUCCUGUUACUCUGUAAAGUAUCUAAGACAUAGUCCGGUUUUGAACCUGACUUGACAAAGAAACAUUGUGAAGCAACAUUGAAUGGAAACAUUUGACCAGUUGUCGUACCACCACAACUACCACAAAAUGUUUUACAAGCAAUGCUAAAUAUGACUUUUACUUUGUCAGUAAGUGCAUUUGAAUCCAUAUUUACUAAUGCUCACACACAGUGCUACUUACAUGUGAACUGAACGUUGCAAAUUAGUCAUGUGUAUAGCCCAUGUGCAGUUGUUUUUGUUGUUGAGACAGGAUAACAGUUACUACCCAUCUCUGAUUGUUUGCAUGUGUUACAUAUUGUUUUUGCCCUGUUCGUCCGUCCGUCCUUCCAUUUGUCCGUCCGUACGUACGUCACACUUCAUUUCCGAGCAAUAACUGGAGAACCAUUUGACCUAGAACCUUCAAACUUCAUAGGGUUGUAGGGCUGCUGGAGUAGACGACCCCUAUUGUUUUUGGGGUCACUCCGUCAAAGGUCAAGGUCACAGGGGCCUGAACAUUGAAAACCAUUUCCGAUCAAUAACUAGAGAACCACUUGACCCAGAAUGUUGAAACUUCAUAGGAUGAUUGGUCAUGAAGAGUAGAUGACCCCUAUUGAUUUUGGGGUCACUCCGUCAAAGGUCAAGGUCACAGGGGCCUGAACAUUGAAAACCAUUUCCAAUCAAUAACUAGAGAACCACUUGACCCAGAAUGUUGAAACUUCAUAGGAUGAUUGGUCAUGAAGAGUAGAUGACCCCUAUUGAAUUUGGGGUCACUCCGUCAAAGGUCAAGGUCACAGGGGCCUGAACAUUGAAAACCAUUUCCAAUCAAUAACUAGAGAACCACUUGGCCCAGAAUGUUGAAACUUCAUAGGAUGAUUGGUCAUAAAGAGUAAUUGACCCCUAUUGAUUUUGGGGUCACUCUAUCAAAGGUCAAGGUCACAGGGGCCUGAACAUGGAAAACCAUUUCCGGUCAAUAACUAGAGAACCACUUGACCCAGAAUGUUGAAACUUAAUAGGAUGAUUGGUCAUGCAGAGUAGAUGACCCCUUACCAUUUUGGGGUCACUCCGUCAAAGGUCAAGGUCACAGGGGCCCGAACAUUGAAAACCAUUUCCGGUCAGUAACUUGAGAACCACUUGACCCAGAAUGAUGAAACUUCAUAGGAUGAUUGGUCAUGCAGAGUAGAUGACCCCUAACGAUUUGAGGGUCACUCUGUUAAAGGUCAAGGCCACAGGGGCCUGAACAUGGAAAACCAUUUCCAAUCAAUAACUUGAGAACCUCUCGACCCAGAAUGUUAAAACUUCAUAGGAUGAUUGUUCAUGCAGAGUAAAUGACCCCUAUUGUUUUGGCGUCACUCCGUUAAAGGUCAAGGUCACAGGGGCCUGAACAUUGAUAACCAGUUCCGAUCAAUAACUUGAGAACAACUUGACCCAGAAUGUCUAUUGAUUUUGGGGUCAGUCUAUUAAAGGUCAAGGUCACAGUGGCCUGUUCAUGUAAAAUCAUUUUUUGGAAAUAACUUGAGAACCUCUUUACCUACAAUGUUGAAACUUAAUAGGAUGAUUGGACAUGCAGAGUAGAUGACCCCUAUUUAUUUUGAGGUCACUUGAUCAAAGGUCAAGGUCACAGGAGCCUGAACAGUGACUUGAGAACCACUAGGCCAAGAGUGUUGAAAUUUAGCGGGAUGACUGGACUUUCGAUCCUGACCCCUAUUGACUUCUUGCCUAUAGGACUUUGAAUUGGGGGAGACAUGCGCUUUUUUUACAAAAGCAUUUUCUAGUUGUUAAUUGGAGUUGCUUGGCCAACCUGGCAGUGAUGAAACUAUCAAUAUUUGCUGGGAAGGCAGCAGUUUUUUUCCCAUGGUUUCAGUAGAAUUUGAAGUAACGUAUAUGAUUAGGCUUGAAUCAAACUUAAAUUAUUGAUGCUGUUCACAGGAACUUUAAGGCUGUCAAAAUGAUAAAGAUUUCCCAUUGUCUUGUUAUACCUCGGUGCAUGUUAAAUCGCUGUAGAGGUGUGUUUGGCCUUAAAUAAAUGAAGUCUGUUUUAUUAAUUCCAUUACAAUUUGUUUACAUGUUAACACAUCAACUUAAUCUAAAUUAAACUUCUGAUAUUGUUGACAGUGAUUUUGAAGCUCUCAGACCAUUGUCUUGUCAUACUGCAGAGCGAUAUAUUCAGUACCUUUAGCUGUAGGAACAAUGGCCUAGCACAGAUGAAAUCUGGUCUAUUCAUUCCAUAACAUUUUAGUCUAUUACACUUUAUGGGGAUUAGAUUUUCUGAGCCACAACUGACUGGUUCUCCACAUGUGUUUUACUGAGAACGUUCCCACAUUUAUUUAUCAGAGGUUUACCACGAAUUAAUUCAAUAUUGAAACAUUUUGUUUUCUAUCAAAUCAAAUACAUUUUAAUGUUGAUUAAAUGUUGAAAAUAUACACAUGUUUUAUUUAUUUACAGAAACAGAUUUCAUCCUAUUUUUAUCACAGCAACAUAAAGAUAUGUUUCAAAAAAGAGAUUUACAGUAGAAUGUUACAUUCACCAGUUUCAUUCCAGUGCAACAUUUCCAGAUAAAAGAUUACGUUUAUUAAAACACGAAGUGUAAAUACUAUAAGUGAAAAUUAAUUUUCUUCAGAUUUACUGCGAUGGACAAUUAAACAAGAGUAUUUUGCGUUUUUAUUGCAAUGUGUUUUAUGCGUAUUUAACACUGUUUUUGUAGCUAUUAAAAUAAAAGAAUUUCAAUCA